Messenger RNA from Etheostoma spectabile (orangethroat darter), 3159 nucleotides. RefSeq names its product condensin-2 complex subunit D3-like. NCBI's taxonomy places the organism in Eukaryota, Metazoa, Chordata, Actinopteri, Perciformes, Percidae. Gene Ontology annotation, cellular component: condensed chromosome, centromeric region; condensin complex. Gene Ontology annotation, molecular function: histone binding. Gene Ontology annotation, biological process: meiotic chromosome condensation; mitotic chromosome condensation. The record is from RefSeq and is a predicted model, not a curated record.
UCUCUGCGAAGGGUUUUCUACCAGCUUCUCUACGUGAUCCUGAUGAUGAAUAAAGGCAAACAGGGGAAGCCCUCCCUCCUCGUACCCAGCCAAGCCAUCCUUUCCACCCGGGACCAGGCCAUCCAUUUUGUUUGUCAUCUUGUAGAUGAGCUGAAAGACCUGGCGCUGCCUUUCCUGCAUAUCCUCCUGCAGCAUAUCUGCUUCCAGAUGGUGGAGAAGAGUGAGUUUCGAAGCCAUGGAGCCCAGGCUGUGGGUAUGCUGACGUCUCAGAUGGCAAGUACAGACUAUGCCUGCUUCAUCAAGUGGCUGUUUAACUACUCCAGACACUCAAAGAUGGUGUGCCGGCUGUUUUCCGUGGAUGUGGUGAUGGUUUUGCUGGAGCAGCCAGAGAGGAGGCCGGAAGAGUGUCUGGACCCAGAGCUCACCUGCUUCCUGCCACACAAGUUCUUGAUCCAGAGCCUGCUGUUUGCUCGGCGGAUGGACGACUCGCCCACUGUUCAAGGCCACGCCCUCGCCUGCCUGGCCCAGUGUCUGGAGCUGCCUUCUUUCAACGUCACGCGGGCUGUCCACAACCUCUUCUCUGCUACUGGAACCCAGACAGUACUGGAAGGUGAAAUUACAGAAGGAGGUUCCCAGAACAGUCAGAAAACCUACCGCACUCUGCCGUUCAGGACUGUGGAGAUGAGCACCACUGACGUCUCCGACUGUGACGCAAAAGAGAACCUGGCUCUUCUCCUGAAGCGUGUAAAAGAUUUGAAGACUAACGUGAGAAAAUCAGCAUUGCAGGCCCUUGUGGGUCUCCUGAAACACAACGUAAUCCCCAUGAGCUGGGAGAACCUGGCUAUACUGUCAGAGCGGUGCAGAGACCCAGCUGUUUCUGUGAAGAAGAAGGCCCUGCAGUGUAUAGGAGAGCUGCUGACUGCUAAACCAGAGUGCAGUGUGGUGCAGAAGGCAUGGCUUCAGGGCGUGGUGCCAGCUGUGGUAGACUCUGAAAACUCUGUGCAGGACAAGGCCCUGGAGGCUCUGGACCAAGUUCUGCUAAGCCAGGUCAAACCGUACUCUGCCAGUCGCCACCUGGAUGCCAGUCAGAGGCUGACCUGGGACCUGCUAGCCCUGCUCUGUCAUGACUGCCAGAACCUCAGCCGGUAUUUCAGCAGGGCCUUCACCGUCUGGUCCAAAGAGAACAAGUUCACACAGACUUUCAUCACUAACCUGAUCUCACACACUGACGCCGAUCACGCCGCCGGGGCCUGGUUGCUGCUCUCCAAGGUUGUUGCUUCGUCCCCCAGACUGCCCUAUGGGAAGAUCCUGGAUGCCUGGGACAGCAUGGUCAGUUCAAAGGAUGUAAAUGUGACAACCUGCUGUCAUAUCCUGUGUGUGAUGGGAGACAUCGCCAAACAUUUGAACAAAGAUACCAAGAGCAGAAUAGUUAAUGAUCUGAUGUCUUGGUUGAAGACUUUUACUUUGUCUCUGGAGGUGAUCUGUGCUGCUCUAGUGACUCUUUAUCAAUAUGGCCGCAGUGAAAACAUCAAAGAGACUCAGGUAAAACACCUCCACACUCUGGGUGUGGCGUCACUUCACUGUCCUGCCAAGGUUGGCAAGAGGACGGUGCUGCUGGUGGAAUCUGUCCUCACAACACAUUCUGACAAACUGGCAGAGUGCGGGGAUGAGCUGCCAGCAUCACUGCCUCUGUCCCAGUUCAAAGCUAACUCUCUACCAACCAGAGUCCGAGCUCACGGAGUCAUUGCUUUAGGUAAACUGUGUCUGCAGCAUGAGGAUCUCGUCCAAAAGUACCUGCCGUUUGCCAGAGAACUUGAGGUUGGGACAGAGGUUGCCGUGCGCAACAAUGUGGUUGUGAUCAUGUGUGACCUGUGUGUUCGAUACACCAACAUCGUGGAUCAUUAUAUCCCCAACAUCUCUGGUUGUCUGCGGGACAAUGAGGCUGUCAUCAGGGAGCAGACCCUCAUCAUGCUGACCAACCUGCUCCAGGAGGAAUUCGUCAAAUGGAAGGGCUCCCUCUUCUUUCGCUUCAUGGUGGCGCUGGUUGACCCAGUCCCUGCCAUCGCCAGUCUGUGUGAAUACUGCCUGGUCCACCUGCUGCUGAAGAAGAUCCAAAUGUUCAGCCAGCACUUCAUCGAGUGCAUCUUUCACUUCAACUCCUACAACAAACACAAGUCCUACAACAAGUUCCCUCAAAGUGAGAGAGAAAAGGCUCAAUUUUCGCUGAAAGGAGCUCAGCACCGCGAGAAGCGUUUUCGGAUCUACCGCUUUCUUUUGGAGCACUUCACGGACACCCAGCGCUUCAACGUCACUAUCAAGAUCAACCAGACCGUUUUAGCAUGCUUUGCGGACGAGGAGCUUCCUUUGGAUGCAGACGGGGCUGAAAUUUUAUCUGAGACCUUCAACAUCUUGAGUCUGAACGAGAUGAAGCUGCAGGCUGUAUCUGCUCCAGCAGGGGGUGCUUCAGGGGAGGAACCCGAGGAGGAGAACAUGGCCACUAUGGCUAAGGUUGUCCUGCAGGCUGCACAGAAGAAGGUGGUGUCGCAGGUCCAGAAGAAGGCCUUCAUAGAGAACACAGUUCCUCUCAUCAUCAGCCUGAAGAGCCUGCUGGAGCAGAAACGCUCUCCUGUGCUCCGAGACCUCAUGUCCUACCUUCAGGUGACCAUGCAAGAACAUCGUAACAAGGUAAAGGACUUUUUCCCUGGAGAUGAGCAGCUGGCAGUUGAGGUGGACUUUGCUCUGAAGAUGGCUGAGAAGGAGAAAGAGAUGGAGAAGCAGAUGGACAACUGCAGCUUGACAGGAGACGCCAGGCCUCCAACUACACAGUGUUCAGUCCAGGGCUCUCCCAUCAGGUCCAGGCUCCUCCCCUUUACCUUUGCCACACCACAGCUGCUACGUCCAAACCCCAUGUCUGCCAGGCUGGUACAGACUGACAGGCGUGUGCACGGAUCCAGGCAGGAGGAACAUGUUCAGUCAAUCGCUCUGGAACGAACAGUGAUGCCCAAAGGAGCUGUGAAUGACAGAGCCAUCAGCACACCAAAAGGUGUCAACGUCAAUUUAACUUUUGAUGAAGGAUUCAGCGCAAUCUUCAGUGACAAAGGAACAAGUCUUGUCGGGGAGACCAGUCUUCUUCACGUGAGGUCAAAUGAGCAGCAGUAA